AUGGCGUCGCCGGCGGCAGCUUCACUCCGCCAGCACCCACUCCUCGGCGGCGGCGGUGGCGGCGCCACCGCUCCACGCCGCCGGGCUUGCGCCCUCGGGAGGAAGGCCGCCGCUGCCGCCGUCCGGUGCGCCACCACCACGGAGGAGGAGAUUACCCGGCGGAUCACCGUGAAGAACGGGAACGACUCGCUGGACAUCUGCCGGGUCCUCAACGGGAUGUGGCAGACCAGCGGCGGCUGGGGCCGCAUCGACCGCGACGACGCCGUCGAGGCCAUGCUCCGCUACGCCGACGCCGGUCUCUCCACCUUCGACAUGGCCGACCACUGUAAAUAAUCAAAUCCCCUUCUGAAACCCCCUUCUGAUAUCCCCUUCCUCAACCCUGCUCUCCGGUGCUCCUCUUUUAAUGACUCUCUCUCUCUCUCUCCCCCCUUUUUUUUGGCAGAUGGGCCGGCGGAGGAUCUCUACGGCAUCUUCAUCAACAGGGUCCGGCGGGAGCGCCCGCCGGAGUUGCUCGCCGAGGUCAGGGGGUGAGUGAGCUCUGGGAUCACCUUUUUCAGAUGAUCUCUAAGCUUAACCUACCCAUCCGCCGCAUUCCUCCCACUCGAUGCGAGAAUUUCGCUCAACGAUUCCUGUGGUGGCGCAGGCUUACCAAGUGGGUGCCGCCGCCGGUGAAGAUGACGAGCAGCUACGUCCGGCAGAACGUCGACAUCUCCAGGAAGAGGAUGGACGUCCCCUCUUUGGACAUGCUCCAGUUCCACUGGUACCCCCUCUUCUCUUUCCCCUCUGAAACUCGGAUUGAUUCCCCUCGGGUAUGUCCUUCACCCACUGAACAAGCCGUUGACUUUCUACUCAUUUGGGGGUGCCGGGCACCUCAAAAAACCCUAAAUAUUUCUGGGUUGUUAGAUCAUCCCGUGUGGGUGUGGGUGGGAACUCAAAGGUGGCAUUUCUUCCGACGAAUUUCCUGCCUGCAUGCGAUUCUACUCCUGAAGCAUUCCGCUUCUAACAGGUGGGACUAUUCCAACCCCGGCUACCUCGACGCGCUGAAGCACCUGGCCGAUCUCGAAGGCGAAGGUUCGGAAGAGCACUCCCUGUUUUUCGUAUUAUAUAAGAUUUUAAGCUGAUUAUAUAAGAUUAUUAAUGGUAUGGUUUCAAUGAGAGAUCCACAGGUAAGAUCAAGACCGUGGCGUUGACCAACUUCGACACUGAUCGGCUCCACGUCGUCCUGGAAAACGGGAUCCCGAUUGUCAGCAACCAGGUGAGAAGAUGGCCAGGCCGGCCUCCACCGUCUGACUUUGACCCAGCUGAAGUCGCGAGUUGACUCCCGUGUUCUGUUUGUGAGCCAGGUGCAGCACUCUAUUGUGGACAUGCGGCCCCAGCGGAGGAUGGCCGAGCUGUGUCAGCUCUCCGGAGUCAAACUCAUCACGUCUGUGUUGACUUGACUUUCUCCCGUGCCGUGCCCCCAUGAGCCGGCAGCAUCAGCCCCCUCCUCCGGUAUCUGAUGGAGUCAACGGUGCAGGUACGGAACCGUGAUGGGUGGCCUCCUGUCCGAGAAGUUUCUGGACACCAAUGUCUCCAUCCCCUUUGCCGGGCCCCCUCUCAACACCCCCUCCCUGCAAAAGUACAAGAGGGUGAGUCAACCCCCAGAAAAAGAAAAAAAAAAAGUUUUCAUAUUUAGGCCCAGCAUUAUGUUGAAGAACUGGCUGAGCUGCAUUAUGUUUGACCAUCCAUUCUGACAGAUGGUCGACGCGUGGGGGGGAUGGAGCCUCUUCCAGUCCCUGCUUCAGACACUGAAGAGGGUCGCCUCCAAGCACGGCGUCUCCAUGUCAACGGUGGCGGUGAGGUACAUACUGGAUCAGGUAAAUGUCCCCCCUGCCCCAUUGGCGGCAGCGUUGACUUAUAGAUCUCUCUCUCUCUUCUAAACCGGGCCGUUGACCUCGCAGACGGCGGUGGCUGGGUCAAUGGUGGGUGUGAGGCUCGGCCUGGCGGAGCACAUCGUUGACUGCAACGCCGUCUUCUCCCUCGCCCUAGACGAGGAGGACGUGGGAAGCAUCAACGAGGUGUCGAGGAAGGGGAGAGACCUGCUGGAGAUCAUCGGCGACUGCGGCGACGAGUACCGGCGUUGA
Spirodela intermedia is the source of this 2123-nucleotide messenger RNA. The record is from the annotation of a GenBank genome assembly. NCBI's taxonomy places the organism in Eukaryota, Viridiplantae, Streptophyta, Magnoliopsida, Alismatales, Araceae.